Molecule: messenger RNA, 1071 nt
Organism: Lodderomyces beijingensis
Lineage: Eukaryota; Fungi; Ascomycota; Pichiomycetes; Serinales; Debaryomycetaceae
Source: the annotation of a GenBank genome assembly
AUGUCAUUCUCAGAGGUGGAUGUCAAGUUUGCGCAGCCAAAGAAAUACGUCGGUUUCGACACCAUAACAACCCAGAUUGAGAACCGGUUGCUCAAGAGAGGAUUCCAAUUCAACGUUAUGGUCGUGGGAAGAUCGGGGCUCGGUAAAAGCACGUUGAUAAACACAUUGUUUUCCUCGAAGCUCGCCGACUCGCAGGGCCGGAAACUGCCAUUUGAACCCAUUGAAAAAACCACUGAAAUCAAAGUUACUCAUCAUUCCUUGGUGGAAAACAAUGUGCGUUUGAACAUUAAUGUGAUUGAUACCCCAGGUUUCGGCGACCAGAUCAACAAUGAGAAAUGCUGGGACCCCUUGGUCAAGUACGUUAAGGAGCAGCAUUCUCAGUAUUUGAGAAAAGAAUUGACGGCUCAAAGAGAAAGAUAUUUACCCGAUACAAGAGUGCACUGCAUCUUGUAUUUCAUACCUCCCAAUGGCCAAAAAUUGAGACAAUUGGAUAUCCAAGCGUUGAAGAAAUUGGGCGAUAUUGCCAAUGUAGUUCCCGUGAUUGCCAAGUCCGAUAGCUUGACUUUAGAUGAACGCAAUGACUUUAAAAAGCUCCUUCAAUCGGAAUUCAUGAGACACGGGUUCAACAUUUACCCAUAUGACUCGGAGGAUCUUUACGAAGAAGAGAGGCAAUUGAAUGAAGACAUCAAGUCGUUGAUCCCCUUUGCCGUGGCUGGUAGCGAGAUGGAGAUUGAGGCAGGCGGGAAAAAAGUGCUCGGUAGAAAGACCAAGUGGGGGGCCAUAGACAUUGAAGACGUGACCCAGUGCGAAUUUGUCUUUUUAAGAGAUUUCUUGACGAGAACCCAUUUGCAAGAUUUGAUCGAGACCACCAAUUUAACCCACUAUGAAACUUUCAGAUCCAAGCAAUUGAUUGCGUUGAAAGAAAAUGCUAGUAAUAACAACAACAGCGGAAGCAACAGACCAUCCCACACGCAAGCACUGAACACCGCGUUUGCCAACAACGCCGGUGGUAAUUCAACGACUGCAAAUGCAGCCGCCGCCGCCGCUGCUGCAACUACAAAUGCCCAUUAA